CGCCUCUAGGAAAUUGUAACACAUACAAAGAUGGGUAGUCUAAUAGGGCAUGUAUUACCAGGCACAGCUUUCCUUGCACUAGGUUUAUGGCAUCUCUUUAAUCACAUUAAACUCUAUUCUCUACAUCCAAACUCCUACACGUCUUCUCCUUGGUUCCCCACCUCAAAACUAAGGUACUUGGAGCUCUUCUUGAUCAUGGCAGGAAGCUCUAUCUCCAUUUCCAUGGAGCUUUUCAUUGGUCCUGAGAGACACCAACCCUUUGAUCCUGAUGGAACCAUACCAUCAAAUCAUCUCAGAAACUUUGAGCACUCUUCAAUUUCAAUGCUUUUCUUGGUUUAUGCAACUUUUGCAAUUCUUCUUGACAGAUUUAAGCCUAAAGCUCAACUUGGUCUAACACAGCUUCUUGGAGCAGUAGCUUUUGGGCAGCAGUUCUUUCUCUUUCAUCUCCACUCAACAGAUCACAAGGGUCUGGAAGGGCAAUACCAUUUGCUUCUCCAAGCUAUUAUAAUUGUUUCUUUAGUCACCACUCUUAUGGGAAUUGGGCUUCCAAGGAGUUUCUUGGUUAGCUUUGUGAGGUCUGUUAGUAUUGUUUUUCAAGGAGUUUGGUUCAUAGUGAUGGGCUAUAUGCUAUGGACACCUAAAUUGAUACCUAAAGGUUGUGCACUCUACGAUGAAGAUGAUCACCAUGUGGUUAGAUGCGGCAGCCAAGAAUCAUUGCAUAGGGCUAAAUCAUUAGUAAAUAUUCAAUUCAGCUGGUUACUAAUUGGGAUUGCAAUUUUUGCAAUUUCUUUUUAUCUGGGUCUGGUUGAAAGAUUUGGCAAAAGGGUGGAGCACUAUUCUGCACUACCAAAGGAAUUUGAAGAAAUUAAAGAAGAAGAAGUGUUUAGUGAUGUUGAAUCCCAAAAGGAAAAGAAAUUUGGUGAGUCCAGGGGUAGUUUUAUUCAUAUGGGAGCUGGAUUUGCACCAUUCAACAUGGAAAGGUAGAAUACGUGGGAGAAUAUGUGAUUUCCUGUGUUGUAUAAAUUCGCUUGCUCGGUGGUAUGCUGCUUUGUGUAUCUGUAUUUGUCUAUUAGUAUAUAAAAUUGCACACAUAUUUUUACAUA
Hevea brasiliensis (rubber tree) is the source of this 1103-nucleotide messenger RNA. RefSeq lists its product as uncharacterized. The coding region runs from base 31 to 984 and encodes 317 amino acids. The record is from RefSeq and is a predicted model, not a curated record. Lineage: Eukaryota; Viridiplantae; Streptophyta; Magnoliopsida; Malpighiales; Euphorbiaceae. The transcript has a single exon.